This is a messenger RNA of Phaeodactylum tricornutum CCAP 1055/1, 549 nucleotides long. RefSeq lists its product with no specific name. Gene Ontology annotation, biological process: phytochromobilin biosynthetic process. The transcript has a single exon. Gene Ontology annotation, molecular function: cobalt ion binding; oxidoreductase activity, acting on the CH-CH group of donors, iron-sulfur protein as acceptor. The annotation marks the transcript as partial. The record is from RefSeq and is a predicted model, not a curated record. NCBI's taxonomy places the organism in Eukaryota, Bacillariophyta, Bacillariophyceae, Surirellales, Neidiaceae.
UACCACAAGAUUCGCAUGACCUACUACGAUGCCGGCGACAAUACCCAAGUCUUCAACUCGGUCUGGUAUCCCGACCCGGCGUACAACCUUCCCGUCCUCGGCAUCGACCUGCUGGCGUUCAACCGCAAAAAGUAUCUCGCCAUUGUUGACUUUCAACCCCUCCACCAAGACGAGAACGAUCAUUCGACGCCCUUUGAACACCUGCUGCAGCCCAUCAAAGAGGAGUACGAUACGCUCAAGGGCCGCAUGAGCAGCAAAUUUUACGACGAAACGCAGUUCUUUUCGCAACAAAUGUUGUUUGCCCGUUUCGAAGACGAGGGUGUUGUGAGCCAAGAUUUGUUCCCCGCCUUUUCUCGCUACGUCGAAACGCACUUGAAUCUAUUGCGUUCGACUACACCAGUCGCCGCGGACGUCUCCAAUGUCUUGGCGCGUCAACAAGCCUACGAUACAUAUUCUGCGGAACGGGAUCCCGCCACGGGGCUCUUUGCUGCCAUGUUUGGGGCCGACUGGGCCGCCGACUUUGUACACGACUUUUUAUUCUCCUCUAGU